CCAACCUGCUGACAGUUCGUGAGAGCCUCCCCUCUGUCAUAUAUCUCCCUCCGUUAUCCAAUGUACGCGUUUCGAUAACUCUAGUCAAGCGAUUUUGGUAUUUAGGGGACCUGGUGUUUCUCUCGCACUUCUUUUACCAAGUUCGCUGAGCGGGGAUGCAAUGCGUCCAUAUAACCUCGCGAUAUUGAUCUCUUCGGCCCUUCUCCUUGAUGGAAUCGAGGCUUCAACGCUGAACCCACCCGUCCUUCCACUUAUUGUUCGAAAUCCAUACCUGAGCACCUGGCUGGGAAAUGCACGCGCCGAACCAUGGCUGAAAUGGCCCAUGUUUUGGACUGGAGGCGAGGUCGGAUUUGGCGUCCUUGCUUCUCUACCUGAUACCAAUCAAGUCUUUCCAUUGCUGGGCCGACCCCAGGACUCAUUAGACGUAAAUGACAAAGAAUAUAGUAUAGCAUACCCUACUUAUAAAGGCGCGAAGUACGACGCGUCAACCACGAAUCUCACUUAUUCCCUCCCAUCACCCUCAAAGGGUCCUGACGCCGAUCCGCUCGAGAUAACAUUAUCGUUUCUGUCACCGAUUACACCGACGUCGACCCUUCGACAGUCACUUCCGGCCGCGUACGUGACUAUAUAUGUGGAAGGAAGCUUCGACGUCAACAUCUAUAUUGAUCUCAAUGGUCAAUGGGUCAGCGGGAAGCGAGAAAGCGUAAUCCAAUGGUCGCUGGACGAACGAGAAGCCGUUGGCUCUGGACCACUGAAGACAUGGAGCUUCAAGAGGCAGACAGAGCAAUUAUUCACUGAAACGUUUGAUCAGGCAGAAUGGGGCCAGCUACAUUUUACAGGACCCGGAGAUGUCCGGCAUGAGUCCGGUACAUCUGCUCUACUAAGGAAACGUUUUGCACGCACUGGCACACUGCAGAAUGAGAUUGACGGAAACUUUCGCGGUAUCAUGGAUGAGGAACCCGUCUUCGCGUAUGCAAAGAAUUUCAACUUGAAGAAGUCAUCUUCCUCGAACAGCACAAGGAGUGAUAGUGUUCUUUUCACAAUCGCGCACACGCAGGAUCCGGUCACACAGUUUGCCUCGGCUCGUGGGCUUACUUUCAUGCGCCCGCUAUGGAAAUCCUGGUUCCAUCAUGACAACGAGCUUAUCCAAUUCCACUACAGUGACUUUCAAAGCGCGAACACUCUUGCAAGAAACUACUCCGACCAGCUCUACAUCGAUGCCUAUAGAUCGGGAUCCAUAAAUUACGUCGACGUUGUGGCGCUGUCGGCGAGACAGGCCGUAGGCGCCACAAGCUUCUCCGGCACGCCGCAAAAUCCACUGUUGUUCCUCAAGGAGAUCUCCUCGAACGGCAAUUGUCAGACCGUAGACGUCAUUUUCCCUGCUUUCCCAUUUUUCAUGUAUACCAAUCCGCGUUGGGGUGCCUACCUUCUGGAACCUUUGAUCGAACAUCAACUCAGCGGACAAUACCCGAACAAGUACUCUAUGCAUGACCUUGGAGCGCACUUUCCGAAUCUGACCGGUCAUGCGGAUGGAAGAGAUGAGUAUAUGCCUGUAGAGGAGUGUGGAAACAUGCUCAUCAUGGGGUUGGCGCUCGUCAACUCCUUGACUUAUGGAUCUCCCGAUGAAGCUCAGUCAUUGUGGUCCACGGUGGGUGAUCAAACAUACCGCAGUGGAGAGGACGACAAGCCUUUUGCGUUGACUACAUUGGGUUCCCAUGAUGGUAUUGAACAUAUUGACGAUACCUGGGGCGGGGGCGUGAAAGGUAUAGAUCAAGCGAAGAAGUGGGUUGAGGGGAGCUAUGACCUUUGGAAGCAAUGGACCGGUUACCUUGUUGAAUACAGUCUUGAACCCCACAACCAGCUUUGCACUGAUGACUUCGCUGGCUGGUUAGCACUUCAAACCAAUCUCGCGCUGAAAGGCAUUAUUGGCAUCAAAGCAUUCAGUGAACUUGCAGACCUCCUCGAUCGGACUGGAGACGCCCAGGAGCAUCGCAAUAUCUCAGACACUUAUAUUGAGAAGUGGCAAGAGUAUGGCAUCUCACGCGACGGCACGCACGCAAAGCUUGCGUACGACUGGUAUGGCAGCUGGACCACGCUAUAUUCCCUUUACGCGGAUGCUGUUCUCUGUUUCCAUCCUUCUAUCACCAACAAAACAUUGGACGAUGCUCCUACGUUUGCGUCAGGUAAUCAUGGCGACCAACAGCCUCUGCAGCCUGGCAAAGGUCCAAACGGGCGCUCCCCAAUUACCAAAGAUUUCAUCCCAUCACGCAUAUAUGACAUACAAUCAAAGUGGUACAGCGCCGUCAUGCAGAAGUACGGUCUGCCCUUGGACUCACGCCAUCUCUAUACCAAAUCAGACUGGGAAUUCGAAGCCGCAGCCGUGGCGUCUAAGAAAGUACGCUCGGAGAUCCUGGACCGCGUUGCCCUCUGGCUAAAUGAGACGGUUACCGAUCGUCCCUUCACGGAUCUGUAUAAUACCGAGGGCGAUGGUGGGUUUCCGAAUCCGUACUUCUUCGCUAGGCCCGUUGUUGGAGGGCAUUUUGCAUUUCUGACGCUGGAGAGGGCUUGUGGUGGGCAGGGUGCUAACGCUUUUGAGUUUUUGGAUAAAAAGUGAGUUUCUCUGGAUUGUGGCGCAAGAAACACCUGUUAUUAUUAUGCAAUAAUACAGCGAUUCUGCUCUUUCAAAUUCGUGACCGGAAAGGCACGGUUUACUGAAUAUCCGGUGCAUGCCAGCUUCCUCAUAACAGUUUUUCGCAAACCAGUUAAACACCUUUCACGGCGUACGCGCGUCACUUGAUUGGCUCCAGUCCAUCUCAACUCCACCACCAGUUUCUUGUCGGCGGUGAAAGCUUGC
Molecule: messenger RNA, 2854 nt
Organism: Westerdykella ornata
Lineage: Eukaryota; Fungi; Ascomycota; Dothideomycetes; Pleosporales; Sporormiaceae
Product: glutaminase A
Exons: 4
Coding region: 161-2614 (817 amino acids)
Source: RefSeq, a predicted model, not a curated record